AGCAGUCACAGGAAGCUGUUUUAUAUACUGUUGGGUGGUUUUGUCUGUAGCAUUGGGUCAUGUUUUAUAAACUGAUUAUACGUUUUGUAAGUAAAAUCUUAAUCUGCAAAGUAAAGCUGUUACUGUAUAAAUGUAACUGAAAUGUAGCAGAGUAGACGUAUAAAGUAGCAGAAAAUGGAAAUUACCUAACAGUUGUUUCUUAAGUUAAAACAGUAACUCUUAGUUACUUUCCAGCAGUGUCCUAAUAUUUAAAGAAUUCUGCAUGUGGCAUGACGCAGAAAUAAAUCUUAAGUCAGAAGUACUGAGAGUGAUACAUCUGCACAAUUCUGCAGCAUGUUUGUCAACUGUUGCCUCUUGAUGAGAUAGUCCAUAAAACCAGAGCACUGACCUCCUGCAUGACACUGACCUUCUUCCUAAGCAGGAGAGGCUGAAUAUCAUAGAAAGCUGUGAGAAAACAAAAAACAUGAUUUAAUUGUCAGCAUGUGUCCAGGGUUUCCACUUGUUUACAUGAUGCUGUUCACACAGGAUGUGGCUCUGGUCAAAUUCAAUCCUAAACCAUUUUUGACAUUUAACAGUCACUGCCUCACUCCUCCAUUUCUUUGUUUAUCACACAAGCCUCUUGCACUCAUCACAGCCUCUAUAAGCCCUGUAUUCUUUGAAGCUAGAUUGUGCCGGCUGCUGUUAGAGGUUUCAUAUAAGUGGGUCACUGUACACCCAUAUAUUUCACCUUCAGAAAGCAGGGCCCCAGGCUGAAGUCAGGGUUGUGAAGUGUGUUUACUGUGUACACACUGUGGGGCUCACGCAACCCUGCUCUCAUAUGGGUAGUUAACAUUUAACAGAGAAGAACCUGCAGGGUUAUCACCCUUUGUGGAUAGGUAGUCACAGGAUAUCUUACUUCAUCAUAAUCCAGCUGAAAAUUGCAAGGGUGUGUGCACCACAAAUGAGUUUUCUUGCAUUAUAUGUGUUUGUGUGUAUGUGUGGCUGUAGAGUGAAAGUUGGAGCGGGUGGUGCUGUAGAAACAGAGGUCAACCUUUCUUGCAGGCUGCUGAAUGGAAUGAUGUCUCACUGCAGGACACUAAAGCAACAAUUGCUCUUAUCAAUAAGAGGCAACAUUUUGUAUCAGGUGGCAUUUUUGUCUUUAGACUGACAGAAGACUGCUGCUCAGCCACAUUAGAUGCAUUACAUGGAUCUAUAUAUUAAACACAUCAGGAUCAAAAUCAAUGACACAAAACAUUGCAAAACCAUGAACUUGUAAGUCAUAUUUCUCAAUCCACUCUAUAUGUAAACUGGGUCACCUUCCUGUUUAAAAAUAAACCAGCCACACAACAAUAACAGACACCAGCUGUGGCCUCAGCACAGGUAACUACGGGUCAGGUGAAAACAGUGUGUCAUGCUGUCCGAGCUCAGAGAAAAAAAAUAUCCUUUGGUUGUUUGUGUUGCUAGGUUGUGAAGACACAUAUCAUAGACGUGCAAUGUCCAUGGUUGGUUUCUGACCGGGCACCUUUCUUGCAUGUUCUCACCCUAUGUCCACUCUGUCUCUAACAUAUCAGUUGAAUAAAAGCAAAAAAAAAAAGCCAAAAAAAAAAGUGUGCUGCAGGUAGAUAAAAAAUUAAAUGACUGUGUAAAUGGAACCUGGUGGGUGCAAGUUAUGUGUUCAGUCUAAAUGCAGGAAAAUUGUAAGCAUUGCGAACUGGGCUGAGCCUAUUUGAUGCAGAAAAUCUCAUCAUAAUGUAAAAUGAAAUGCACAAUAUUCUUAAUCUUCAUUAAAUGAUUUUAGCACUAUUGUAUUCUGUUAAAUCUCUGCAACAGAUGAAGAUACUAAGCAGUGAAUUAACAUUUAAUGUGAUGAUUAUAUCAAAACUAAUCAUAAAAAUUUGUCAUACUGUAUCUAGCUGAAUAUUAAGUCUUAUUCCACUCAGCAGGAGGAAACUUUAUCCUGCAUGUUGGACCAAAUGAUCCAGUUAAUCAUUAACCUGAUUCCUGACACUGUAUAAAGCUCAGGACCUUCACCCAGCAGCUCCUCAUCCAGUGACAGAGGAGGGAGAGGGCGGCCAGUUGUUCCCCUGACAUCAUCGACACACAGCUGGAGAAGCAGCACGACAACAACAUGAAAAUAACACUAAUUCCCUUUUUGUUUGUGCUGGCUGCUGCCUGUGUCCCCGUCCUCUGUGACAAAGAGGAACCAACUGUCGCCCAGCCUGAGGCUCCUGUUGAAACCCGCUCCCGUUUUGCCGCUCUGGACGAUGUGCGUCUACUGGCGAACGGCCUCCUCCAACUGGGUCAGAGCCUGCGGGAGUUUGUGCAGAAGACAAAAGGACAGAUAAAUGACAUCUUCCAGAAGAUCAACAUCUUCGACCACUCUUUCUACCAGCUGUCUGUGCUGGCCAGUGAGAUCAAGGAGGAAGAAGAGGAGCUGAGGAAGACCACGGUGGUACUGAAGGCCAACAAUGAGGAGAUCAAGGGCCUAUCUGUUGAGAUCAACUCCAAGGUGGACAACAUUCUGCAGGAGAAGAAUCGGCUACAGAACAAGGUGGAGGGCCUGGAGGAGAAGCUGAGCGGUCUGCUCCAGGGCCUGGUGACUGGCGAGCAAGCGGCAGAGAUCAACGGCCUUAGGGCGGUGAUCCACAGCCAAGAUCAAAGCAUCACAGAGCUGCUGAAAGCUGUGAGGGAGCAGAGUGACCAGCUCAACCACCAGAGGAUAAAGAUAAAGGCUCUGGAGGAAAAGCUUACAGCCAACACAUUUGCCCAAGAGACCAUCGAGAGGAUGUCUGAAAUGUUCACCAAUGAAGCACCAACACUCACCCCUUAUCUGACCUCCAGCUCCACCCACAGCGCCGGAAUGAUGAAUCUGCCGCCAGACUGCAGUGAGCUGUUCAACAGAGGGGAGCGAGUCAGCGGCGUGUACGCCAUCAGACCCAACGGAUCGGAGCCCUUUAUGGUCUUUUGUGAUAUGAGUAAAGACCACGGAGCAACAGUCAUCCAGCGAAGGAGAGAUGGUUCAGUGAAUUUUGAUCAAACCUGGGAGAAGUAUGAAAAUGGAUUUGGAGAUUUUCAAGGGGAGUUUUGGCUGGGUCUCAGGAAGAUACACUCUCUAGCUGCUCAGGGCAACUCUGUCCUUCACAUCCAGCUGGAAGAUUGGAAACAGAGCAGGCGCUUUUUCGAAUACAGAUUUUACCUUGGUGGUCCAGAGAGCAACUACACCAUUCACCUCACACAUCUGUCUGGAGAUCUGCCUGACCCCAUGAGCAACCAUACAGGCAUGAUGUUCUCCACCAAGGACAGGGACAAUGACAAGAACCAGGACUCCAACUGUGCCUACAACUACACAGGUGGAUGGUGGUUCAAUGCCUGUGGAGACACCAACCUGAAUGGGAGAUACUUCCACAUGAGACCAAAGGGACGUUCAGAGCGUCGGAGAGGGAUCCAAUGGAGGCCUGCCCGAAAGGCUUCUGACUCCCUCAAGUUCACUCAGAUCUCUGUUCACCCCGCGGCUCCCCACAGCACCGCCUCCUCCACAUCGGCUUCAUCUGAGACAGGCGUCUUAACCUACCAUUACAGACAUUCUCCAGUGAAAAUACUCAACACCAACCAGCAGUAUAUAUAGUAGCCUCUUCAGGAGUGCCUUGGCAAUGCUCCAUGUGGGCAGUUUCAGAAGAGUCAGAGAGGAAGAUGUUUCCUCAGACUUUCAAAUCCCAGUAGAUUAAAGUCACACAGGAUACUAACUUAAAGGGAAACUUCAGUAUUUUUCAACGUGGACCCUAUUUUCCCAUCAUUUUGCAUCUAAGUGACUAAUGUGGACAAAAGUUUUUGAAAUUGGUCCAGUAUUGAGCGAGAGGUCUUCAGCCAGUAGCCGUGAAACAGGCUGCAAUAUAGUCCCUGGGGGAAAUUGUGUCCCUGAGGAUAACAAAUAGUGGUCCAGGUUGAAAAAUACCAACAUUUUCCAUUAACUUUACAUUUCUGAUGUGUCCCAAACAGAGAGAGCCAAAAGACUGUGUUUCUCCCUGUGGCUGGGAUCGUUUCUAAUAUGAUGGAAUCUAAAAUAUACUGAAGUGCUAACUGCUUGUUCAUCCUCAUACUGUAUAAAAUAUAUCUUCACUCACCGUAUCUCAGAGGUCAAAGGUUAUAGAGGAGAAAUUAAAACAGUUAUCAUAUUGGGUCACAUUGACUCUCAGUAUACAGCACUGAUUCCCAACCAAGGUGACAGGACCUUUGAAAGGGUACAGGGUGGGAAAGAAUACAAAAUAUAAUUCUGCUACAGCACAGACUUUUUGCAUUAGAUUUACUUUUUCUGUCCUUUAAAAAUUUCUUUAAAGGGGACAUAUUAUGCACACUUACAGGUUUAUAUUUA
Thunnus maccoyii (southern bluefin tuna) is the source of this 4348-nucleotide messenger RNA. RefSeq names its product angiopoietin-related protein 3-like. The record is from RefSeq and is a predicted model, not a curated record. The transcript has 7 exons. The coding region runs from base 2108 to 3604 and encodes 498 amino acids. Lineage: Eukaryota; Metazoa; Chordata; Actinopteri; Scombriformes; Scombridae. Gene Ontology annotation, biological process: cholesterol homeostasis; triglyceride homeostasis; phospholipid homeostasis.